GAUAUCUAAACUUUUCAAGAAAUCUACAAUCAGUAUAAAUGUGCUAAAAUUAAACACAAUUUAGGGCCCAUAUAAGUCAAGCUUACUUUUCUUACCUCAAUAUUGGCAUCUUGGUUAUAGGAAGUUUCCUGCUACAUGUUCAGUUUGUCUUUAGUGCCUUCAAUUUCCUAUAAAUAGAGACCACCAACUCUCUGCAUUCAACAUCAAAAACCACUUCACAAACACACAACACACAUAGCAAAAGAGUUGAAGAAAGAAAGAAAGAAAGAAGCAGAGAUGGCAAACUUCCCUUUGAUCAACAUGGAGAAGCUGAAUGGUGGAGAGAGAGGAGCUAUCAUGGAGAAGAUUAAUGAUGCUUGUGAAAACUGGGGAUUCUUUGAGAUGGUGAACCAUGGGAUUUCUCAUGAGUUAAUGGACAAAGUGGAAAGAAUGACAAAGGAACACUACAAGAAGUGUAUGGAGCAAAGGUUCAAAGAAAUGGUGGCAGCCAAAGCAUUAGAAGGUGUUAAGGCGGAAGUUACCGAUAUGGAUUGGGAGAGCACUUUCUUCUUGCGCCAUCUCCCGAUCUCGAAUAUCUCUGAAAUCCCUGAUCUUGAGGAUGAAUACAGGACUUUAAUGAAGGAAUUUGCUGGCAAACUAGAAAAUUUAGCUGAGGAGCUUUUGGAUUUGUUGUGUGAGAAUCUUGGAUUGGAGAAAGGUUACCUGAAGAAAGCCUUCUAUGGAUCAAAGGGCCCGAAUUUUGGAACCAAAGUUAGCAACUACCCACCAUGCCCCACCCCUGAUUUGAUCAAGGGUCUCAGAGCACAUACCGAUGCCGGUGGCAUUAUUUUGCUGUUCCAAGAUGACACAGUCAGCGGUCUCCAGCUUCUCAAGGACGGUGAAUGGAUCGAUGUUCCACCGAUGCGCCAUUCCAUCGUCAUCAACCUUGGUGACCAAAUUGAGGUGAUUACCAAUGGAAGGUACAAGAGUGUGAUGCACAGAGUUAUUGCUCAAACCGAUGGAACAAGAAUGUCAAUUGCAUCUUUCUACAAUCCAGGAAAUGAUGCUGUGAUAUAUCCAGCACCAGCAUUGUUGGAGAAGGAGCCAAUAGAGAAAGAACAAUCUUACCCAAAAUUUGUAUUUGAUGAUUACAUGAAACUGUAUGCAGGCUUGAAGUUUCAGGCAAAGGAGCCAAGGUUUGAAGCCAUGAAAGCAGUGGAAGCCAAUGUCAGUUUGGGUCCUGUGGCAACAGCUUAGAUAUAUUAUGUUUGAAAGAAUAGAAAUUUAUAUACUUUUUUCUAUUUUUCAUAUCUUUAAGGGGUGUCAGCAAUCUAUAGAAAUAUGUUUUUAUAAUUUUAGCCAGUUAUCUUCUACCAUAGAAAAGUGUGCUUACUACAUAUAGAAUAAUGACAAAAGAGUGUUGUACUAAUGUUCAAUUAAUUUUUUGAAAUAAAAUAGUAUCUGGUGUGCAAUUGUCUA
Messenger RNA from Cynara cardunculus var. scolymus (artichoke), 1458 nucleotides. RefSeq names its product 1-aminocyclopropane-1-carboxylate oxidase. The transcript is spliced from 4 exons. The record is from RefSeq and is a predicted model, not a curated record. Bases 277 to 1236 code for a protein of 319 amino acids. Lineage: Eukaryota; Viridiplantae; Streptophyta; Magnoliopsida; Asterales; Asteraceae.